UCCUGCACAUGUGAUUGUCUGCUCAGCUCUGAUGUGUCUCACUUCUUUUCCAUGCUCCCCUUGUUUAUUCUGCCUCAUGGUCGUGAGUUCUUUGUCAGUUCAUCUGUUCACCUCCUCAUUUGGAUUCUGAGUUUACCUGCCUACCUGUCAAAUGGAGCAUCUUCCGAGUUGUGUCUUCUGAAGACCCGCACCAAGGCCGAGAUGAGCAAAAGAACUGAAUGAUUUUGGCUCUGCAGGCCCUGAGAUCACUUCCCUACAGCAGCAAGUUCUCUUACAGCAAAGGAUACGUGGCAUUUUUUGUCUUAAUAAAGACACUCGAGGAAAGAGAGGAAGCACAUAAAGAGGAAACAGAAUGUUUGGAUGACUGAAAACACCACAGCACAGUUUACAUUGGGCUGCACUUGGCGACCAGCCUCUGCCAUUAUAAGACUCACCAUCAUUCCAAGAGACCAUCCGUUUGAAGCACUCACAGCUGAAGCCUACACACAGAGUAUGAGGACAAGUUGUGUCACCCCACAUCGCAGCCCAACAAGAUAUGACUUCACAUGGGUCCCGUGCUAAUCACCAUGACGACCAUAAAGCUGUGACUGUUACUGUGAAGCCGUCGCCCCUUUUAAACACUGACCCCAGACCUUCCUCCUAUUUGGAAACCCUUGUCGCUUUCCUUUCUCCUGCAAACGUAAUCUUUUCCUUAACCUGCCCGCCCUCACUUUUCUCCCCUUAGUAAUUACAGAUUCCUGGUCUUUCUUCUACUUUUCUUCGGCAUCAUGCAAGGUGCUUCUACCACCUCCAUUCUGCUUAUUCUUCCCUACCUCCUAUUCUUCUCCUACUUGCCCAACAUGGCUAGCGGAGACUGCUGGCUCAUUGAGGGGGACAAAGGCUAUGUGUGGCUGGCUAUCUGCAGUCAGAAUCAGCCGCCUUACGAGACAAUCCCGCAGCACAUCAACAACACGGUCCAUGACUUGAGAUUGAACGAGAACAAGCUGAAAGCUGUGCUCUUUAGCUCCAUGUACCGCUUCACCAAUCUGACUGACCUUAACCUCACCAAAAAUGAAAUCAGCUACAUUGAGGACGGAGCCUUCGCAGGACAAGCCAACCUACAGGUUUUACAGUUGGGCUACAACAAGUUGACAAACUUAACUGAGGGUAUGAUGAGAGGGCUGGGCCGCAUGCAAUGUCUUUUCCUCCAGCACAACCUCAUUGAGGUAAUUGCCAGCAAUGCAUUCUGGGAGUGCCCUAGCCUCAGCAGCAUUGACCUGUCAUCCAACAAACUUGCCCGCAUUGAUCCAUCCACUUUCACUGUUCUAAUGCGGCUAAUGGUUUGUGAGCUGGCAGCAAAUCCAUUCCAUUGUGGAUGCGAUCUUUACAGUUUCCUAACCUGGUUGGAAUCCUUUAACAACGUCACACACACCUAUGACCGUCUCCAGUGUGAGACACCGAGAGAGAUGUUUGGCUACCCCUUACUAAGUCCUAUAGCUGCCGGCCAUGCUGGUCGAAAUGCCAAAAACAUAUUGUACCAUCACUGCCGGGAUGGAGUUAUGAUUCCAGGGAUGACCUCUCUCCCACCAGAUCUGGAUGGUUCUUCCGGGAUCGGCCCAGAGAUGUUUGGCGGUGCUGGGCCGUACCACCAUUCCACCACCUCUUCAUCAUCUACUGAACUUGUUGUUCCAAGCAUCAAGCUCCAUCAUGUCUCUUUAUCAUCAGCCUCUCUCCUUGUGCAGAUUCCAAGGCCCUACAGCAAGAUGUAUAUUCUAACACAAUACAACCAAACAUUUGUUUCUGAUGUCAUGAAUUUGAAGAACAAGAAGGAGAUGAUUACCCUCAACAAGCUCAAGCCACACAACAAUUACACAUUUUGUGUAGGAUCCAUUCGCAACUCUCAACGUUAUAACCACACCUGCCUCCAGUUUUCCACUCGGGCUCAAAAUCAAGAUGACAUGCUCCCCACACCUUCCACCACUACCCACUACAUAAUGACUAUUGUGGGCUGCCUUUUCGGCAUGCUCAUUGUUUUAGGCUUUGUCUACUAUUGUCUGCGUAAGAAGCGAAUGCAUGAUGAGAAGAAGAAGUCCAUCUGUGUCAAGAAAACAAUACUGGAAAUGCGCUAUGGACCAGAAGUGGCAGCUGCAGUGGCAAAUGAUCCAUCGGCGGUCCAUAAGCUUCAGGAGCAGUCGAGAGAACAUCACCAGUAUCAGCAUCACCAUGGUGGCAAACUUCCCAUGUCCACAUCCUCUAGCUCAGGAAUGCUCCACUCAGCCAACACCAGUUCCUCCAGACUUUCCUGUAUCCCACAAGUAGAAAAGAUGGCCACUGCCUUUUCAGAGGCCAUGGCUACAAGUAAAGGAAAUUAUAUGGAUGUCAGAACUGGAGGGGUAGGAGAUGGUGGGCAUGGAGGGAUGAGGGGGGAAGACUUGAGGGAUGAUGAUGGAACUGAUGUUGGGGAUGACUCCGAUGAUGAUGGCCAUGGCUCUGCAUCAGAGAUAUCCACCAUUGCGAUGGAGGUGGACAAGGUUAACCAGAUUAUCAACAACUGCAUUGAUGCGCUGAAAUUAGAUGCAGCAGCAGUUGCUGCUUCUGGGGCCUCUACUAACCCUACAGCCUCCUCCAAUCCCACCUCCCCCCCGCCCACCAGUGCAUCCUCCCUUACUCGUGGCUUAAUUCCACUCUCCCAAGGGGUGACAGAGACUUGCCAAGUCAUAGCUCCUAACAAAAUACCCCCACCACCUCCACUACCUGCCUUGAAUGCCCCUCUCUCUGAGCGCCCAGGGAUCAGUGGUGGUGGCUUUGUCAUCAGUCCCCCCUACAGGCCCCCUCCUCCAGCCACUGCUGUACGUCCAAUUCAGCGACAAAUGAGUGCAGAUGCAGCUGUGGUUAUUGUAAAUUCUGUCAAGAAACAGUGCAGCACCAACUCUUGUGGUUCCAUGGGUCGGGACAGGGAACGUGGAGGAGCGAGGGUGUAUAGCCUGGAUGUUCCUGAACCUAGGAGUCCAGAUGCAUGUAAUCAACAACAGCAGCAGUACCCAGACAGGGCCAGUCCCUUGGGAUGUGGGGAGCCCCUAGAGAGGCUGCCUUUAGUGGGGAGUGGGAGCUGUGGUGGAGGGGGUGGUGGUGGUUGCGACAGUGGUGGUGUUGGUGCCCAACAUCAGGACAGUCAAAAGCCGCACCAUUACCAUCAACAGCAGCAAAUGCAGCAGCAGCAGCAGCAGCAGCUGGAGGUGCAGCAGGACUACCACUGCUCGGAGCACCGCCACUCUGUCCCAGCUCUCUACUAUGAAGGCUCCCACCAGGGCUCCCCAGCUCAGAGGGUUUCUUUCCUAAAGCCUCUGACACGUUCAAGGAGGGAUGCAGCAUCUUACUCCCAGCUUUCGCCUGCCCGCAACCAUUCCAGUUACUCUGGCUAUUCCUCCAGCCCAGAGUACACCUCAGAGAGCUCACUGCGGAUCUGGGAGCGCUUUCGUCCCUACCGUAAAGGCCAGCGUGAUGAGGCCUGUUAUGUGACAGCCGGAAAUGCCCUUCGAAAAAAGGUGCAGUUCGCCAAAGGCGAGGACCUGCAUGACAUCCUUGAUUAUUGGAAAGGUGUGUCAGCACAGCAGAAGCUGUGAUGGUGGGACCAAAGUUAAGUAUUGUGGAAAAAAGAGUUUGAAUACUUCUUUUCCUGAUAGGCCAGUGGGCUAGAGAAACCAUUUGAAGUUCACGGGGAGAUAAAUGUACAACAAAAUUUUGCCUUUGGGUUAUUUUGGCAUGCUCGAUGUAUAGAAUAUUGUGCUAAAGCAAGGACUGUGAAACUGUGCCUGGGAUACGAGAGUAAUUAUGGUGUUUUAUUUUACACUUCACUGUAGCCCCAUUUCUGAAUAAUGUUCAUGUAGUUUUUGUGGGUUUUAUUUACAGCACAGGAAGCAAAUGCCAGCUGUGGGAUUCAUACUGUGUGAGUGAUCUUAUAUUGUGACCUAUGAACCGUCUUUAUCAGUGCCAUGUUUUCAUCUGUGGGUAAUCACUGACGGUAAAUGUUGAUACCCUUCACCUCAAGGAUGUGGGAUCCAAGAGGUUUUUUUCAUAUGAUCUGCAGUGUGUGUACUUGGGUGUGUUAGGACUUCUUCGUGGAGGUAGAUUAUAAUGGGGUGGAAAUCCUGCUCUGUUAUAAAUGACAAAAUGCUGAUCUGUCAACAGAUUUGUCCAAUGCAAGCCCUGUGUCUCUUCCAGGAGAUCUGUCCUGCAGCUGAGAUAUUUGCAUUUCAAUAGCAUUUGUCACAUAGAGAGAAAGGAGAAAUUAGAAAGAAAUAAAGAAAUAAACCAUGAACAGAGAGUCAGGUGGGCUCACAAUUCCUGCAGCAUAAGGAAAUCAUUAAGAGAGAUUACAGUAGAGCCUUCACCUAAAAUAGUGCUGUGAUUGCACCCUGAGGUGUUGAGCACAUCUUUCCAAUUUACAAUCUUGCAUAGUUCAUUGAGCGAUGUAAAGAAUGUUGUUCCACAGAUUUCCAAAACUGCCCAAAACAGACUUUGCCUAAAUAAUUAUUUUAAUAUGACAGAAUACUGAUGGCCAAAUAAUGUUCCCUUUAUGAAGGUAAUUAUGUGCUACCAACCUGUGUAUAAUAGGAAGGGAGAGAAAUUGAAAGUGAGAGGGUGUAUAAAAGCGAUGGAAUAAAUUAUUUCCUGCAGCCACUGUGAAUGUAAGUAGAUUACAAGCAGGUUACGGGGAAAUCUCUUUUGCACCACAUUGCAUUCCAAAUCAUAUCAACGUUAAACGUGAAUGCGGCGCAGAGGGAAAGGACAUGUCUAUUUACUGCCAACAUGUCUGUUCUGGGAAUAUUCUUGUUGUCUAUUGAUAACUUAAUUAGCCAACUAGUGACAGGCAUGUUUGUUUGCACUUUAUGCCUCAUGAUUGUGUGUGGAUGGUGGUGCACAGUGGUCAGUAUAAGUGGGUGUUGGCAUGCCUUGUCAGAUUAUAUUGUAUAUGCCCUGAAUUGAUUUAAAUUGAUAGUUGUCAAUAUCUUGCCCAGUGGCUGGUUGUUUAAACAAUACUAGAUUAUAAAUGGCAUGGACAAAUGUACAAAUAUCAACAGUGUUAAAUGUAUUUUCCCACGUGUGCAUCACACAACGCUCAGAUAUUCGUAGCAUAGUGCCUCUUGCCAACAUGGCCAUGAUCUAAUCUCCAUUAUCCAUCAUCGACCUGGCCUUUUCUAUUCAAAUCAUCUAUUUGUGAUUUUGCAAAAAUUAUAGUGUCAUUGCCAGGCAUUCUGACAAAAAAGCAUCCUGCUCACCCAAAGCGCUGUGUAACCGUUAAAAAAAAUCAUGCAUCGUCAGCCAACAUACACAAUCUGAGACAUCCUACCCUAAAAAUGUGAAAACUGAAUCCUCACACUCUUUUUCAUUUAAGAGAAGCAACGUUAUAGUAAAAAGUUUCAUUUCAGGAUUGUUUUCAUCUCUUUUUCCUGCUUUGCUUAUUGUGACAGUGAUCAUUUGGCCCAUCUAACCUGUAUGUACAGGAUUGGGAUGAGCAGGAUACCUAACACAACCUGCUCUGUUUAACUAAAUGAUACAUGUUAGAGAUUGCCUUUCUUAUAGGCAGAAUUCGGGUCUGUGCGACAUUUUACAUUUCUCAUUUCUUCUUUUACAUCUUCUCGAUAAAUGCGGGUUGAACAAGGAUAAGUAUACAAAUGUUAAAGGGAGCUGUGUACUGAUAUCUUCAUAUUGAUCUCUGUAUUGUGUCCUGUUUGUUUACAUUUAUCGCUCUCUUUUCCCCCCUGUUUUAUUAAGAUGUGUGCAUACAGUCUGGGUCAGGAGGUCAUAUCCCUUGGAGUCAGUAUUGUGCUGUGAGUGAGCAACACAUAACAUCAAGGGCCUCGCUGUCAUCUUUUAGUCAUAACGUGUCUGGGAUGCACCUCCUCAUCCACUGUGUUUAAAUGAUUCGAUGAACAUACAUGAUGAUGUUCUGUUAUCUGAGAUUACAACCUUUUCUAAAGGAAUUUAUCACUGUUGAACUCCCCAGAGUCUCAACUGCAACAAGUUUACAGACAUGGACACUAAGGAUAAGAGCAACAACAAAUUCAGAAAUGUAUAGUUUGUUUCAUCUACAGGACAAAAUAAAAUGUUUUCAAUACAUUUUACAUAA
Paralichthys olivaceus (Japanese flounder) is the source of this 6109-nucleotide messenger RNA. RefSeq names its product protein phosphatase 1 regulatory subunit 29. The record is from RefSeq and is a predicted model, not a curated record. Gene Ontology annotation, cellular component: plasma membrane. Gene Ontology annotation, molecular function: protein binding. NCBI's taxonomy places the organism in Eukaryota, Metazoa, Chordata, Actinopteri, Pleuronectiformes, Paralichthyidae.